Molecule: messenger RNA, 1730 nt
Organism: Daldinia vernicosa
Lineage: Eukaryota; Fungi; Ascomycota; Sordariomycetes; Xylariales; Hypoxylaceae
Product: ribonucleotide reductase inhibitor-domain-containing protein
Exons: 1
Coding region: 393-1316 (307 amino acids)
Cellular component (GO): nucleus; cytoplasm
Molecular function (GO): ribonucleoside-diphosphate reductase inhibitor activity
Source: RefSeq, a predicted model, not a curated record
CUUUAGAUGUACAUAUCGUCCGACCAACCCCAGAUUAUCCAACCUCUUUUGUAAUUUUCCUUUUUAUCUUCUUCAUAAUUCAAUCUUCAUAACACACGAAACGAAACCAUCAGCCAUCAGUAUCGGACAAAAAGAAAACAUACCUCAUUAAUUGCACUACCAUAAACCUCAGAUUUGACAUCUUCACUUCUCAAUACUCAAUUCCCCACCCUUUUUUGGUUGCAGCUAUUGGGGGCUUGGAAAGCUCACAUUGCGUCAUCACGAUUGUUUGAACUGAGAGAACUAGAUCUCCGGAAACUCCUGAUUAUUAAAUCUGAGGCGUCCUAUAUUUGGUCCAAGUGGGCCUUGUUUGCAUACGACACGUAAUAUCUAUCCACCUAUCCCUCGCAGCCAUGUCGGCCCCGCGAACAAAACGCCAAUUUGCAGGCGCAGCAAGUGAUCCCGCCCAGCGACAGAUUACCUCGUUCUUCGCCUCCGGUUCGUCGGCAUCCGUCUCGCAAUAUCCCGAUACUUCCUUCGCUAGCCAUACCAACGCGCGGGCGCACAAUACCUCUGAUCCUGCUAGUCCCUCUCUUCCUGCGUCGGUUCAAGCAAACCUCCUCUCCGUGGGCAUGCGAGUGCGCAAGUCCGUCCCCGAAGGCUACAAGACAGAAAAGUAUAGUGCUUUUGCGCUCUGGGACGAGAACAACAACGUCUCUACGGCGACGAUGGGCGAGGGACGAUCACGCGCUAAUGCUAUUUCGACGCCGCGGGAACUCCUUCCCUUCUGCGGGAUCAAUAAGGUCGGCGGUCUUGGAACACAACCGGAGAACACUCAAUCAUUCUCCACUGCCGCAGCCUACCAGCCAUUACUCAGUCUCAACGGUGUGCCUCUCGAUGAGAUGAUGGACGAGGAUGUUCCCGGCCUGACGAGCAGCCAGGACUCCGUCGAGAGUGCUGGCCCAGGCAUCUCUACUACGCGGACUCGCAAGCGUUCUUAUACCGAGGACGAAGAUGAGGCGCCCCAAACCCCAGGUCGUCUCAACCUGGACUUCAACCCGGGUGUCUGGAGCGACAGGUUUGACGGCGAGGUCAGCCCGCGGAGCGUGGCGCCCAUCGGCUGGGGUGCAAAUAACGGCCGGGUCAUGGCGACGCCGCGGAAGGCCAAGUUUCGGCAAACCAAGCUAUCAGCACACGCCCUAGGCCAAGAUAACGUCAGGGUGGUAGGAAGUGCCGACGGCACCGACUUCGAAGAGGCCGAUUUCCUGGUCAGAACAUCCGACCUGGAAUACAGAGAUGAUUCACGAGGUUGGGAGGUCGAGAUGAGCGAUGUUUAAGCGUGAACUAUACGAAUUGUCUUUACCGUGUAUUGGAUAACGAUAAGAUACCCAGAAGAGGAGCAAGGCACGAGGAGGGAAACAGGAAAUGCGGAGGCAAAGACAGCUAAGUCGAAGCUGUUUGUAUUAUUUCGGAUUGUCAUUGGCGGGCCGGCGUUUUUAGCGAAGAUUGCAUGGGUUAAUGGACUACCUGGCAUUGAGGAAUUUGCUCGUGUUGUACGCGAGUUGUGUUAUGCUGCGUCACGUUGCGUACAAUUAUGUAUCAUAUUGAGGACGAUCGAUACCUAGAGGAAAGGGGAGAAAGUACAGUACACACCGGGGAACCAGUGCGUAAUAGCUGGAGGCGUAUCGGCUUAUCUCCAUAGGAGAGAAUAAGGUAGCUUGUAGCAUCGCAUGAAGAAUUGUUACAACAUC